AUGAGGGAAGCGGGACGGGCGGGACGGGCGGGAAGGGGUCGACGAGAGAUGGAGGACGUUACCAUCGCGGCCUCCGAAGAAACGUCGAUAGACCGUAAUUUUAUUGCCGAAGUUACGGUGGCCCCAAAGUUCACUUCAGCAAACAUAAAGGAAGCGGAAUACAACACAAUUGGAAACUGUCUGCUGUCACUGAUCUCCAGAGAGAGAGAGAAAGCCGCGCCGACGUCGAUCGGCAUCGAAUCGAUGCAUUACGAGACGUCGAAUCUACCCUUCCCGAGCGUGACCCUUUGUCCAAAUGACCGUGUCGACUGGAGUCGCGCCCUCGAGCUCGAGCCGAGGAUUUUCUCUAACGUUACCGACGAGGCAAGUGUCGAAACUUUUCGGAAAAUACUGGGCAAGCUUUCCGUGAUGAGCUUCGGGGAUUUCGACGAGCUGGAUUUUCUGAAGAAGCAGAAUGUUCGUAGUCUCGCGGGUAUCAACAUCACUCAAGUGCUGCACGAGGUAAUGCCACGCUGCGACCAAUUGCUGUCCGCCUGCUGGUGGCGCAACGCCAAUCGCAAUUGCUGCGAGAUCUUCGAGGUGCAGAAGACCGAAUACGGUUUCUGUUACUCGUUCAAUUCUGAAGUGGCGCAGACAGCACCGGCGAAUCUCACGGAAUCGCGGCCACGAAGAGCGUCGGGCUACGGCGAUUGGAGCGGCGUCAAGGUUACGAUUCAUCUGGGAAACAUAUCGAAGCCACCAAAUUCCGAGGAGAUUGAUGGCGUCUUGGUGAUAAUAAACGAGCCCCGGGUCUGGCCCAACAGCGGCACCAUGAUACCGUCGGGCUCGCUGGUCAGCGUGUCCUUGGAAUGCGUUUCCGGCCAUGCCACUCAGCGAGUCCUCGAGCUGGACAAGGACAAGCAACCGUGCCAAUACGACGAGGCCGGCAUGUACAAGCAGGAGACCUGCCUAUCGCUCUGCAAACGUUACUGGGUCGCCAAGUAUUGCCGCUGCAACCCGUCCUUUCUGUUUCCCGCAACCGCCCACUUCCGCGACUGCACCAUCGAGGAUUUCAUCUGCCUGAUCGAUUACAACGUGUCUUUCGGCGGCAUAAUCGGCUUGUUCCUGGGCGGCUCGCUGCUCAGCGCCGUCGAGCUGGUUUAUUAUCUGGCGGUGGCGGUAUUCUCGUCUCUACGCUCACGACAGAGGAGAACCGAAGGAGAGCGCGGAAGAGCCCGACGAUCGAGCGUGACGCACGUCCACGCAGCGGCGAUGCUGCCCAUCCUGGAUUACAACCCUCUGAAACCGCCGGCGAGGAGGAUACCGAUUUUCCCGAAUUACGGCCUCGCAGAAUUGAAUUUGAACAGAUAUUGAAUUACCGUGAAGUUUUUCGAUACGCGGGCGGGGAGGUGGUCUCUAUCAUAGCCGAGCCACCGCGAAAUUUGAGAAGGUAAAAUAAGAGAGGAGGUUUAUCUAUAUACUCUUUCUCUUUGAAUCGAUAUUCGUCGAAAUGUGGACGCGUAUGCAUGCGCGAGCGCGCACGUGUCUACGUAUAUUCCGCUAAUGGAAUUCUGUAUUUUUCCAAAAGUCGCGAGGAGAACAAACAAAAUUUUUCAGAACAGGAGCCCCAGCUAUUCCCAUUCCUAAAUCGUCCGGAAUCGAGAGUACUGUCUGUUAGAAUAAACGGGUUCCGUCCUGUUCUUCAUAGACAUGUUGGUUAUUGUGUUUUACCGUGGGAGGCUAUUCCCAUAAAUCAGGAAGUAGCUGCGAUAUUGAUCGGAUUUGACAAGGAAAUCGAGAAUGCCUUGCUCACGCGAAAUCUGGUAUCUACCUUCUAAAACCCAUGUUCCUGCGCGCAUUUGUGUGUGUGUGUG
Temnothorax curvispinosus is the source of this 1853-nucleotide messenger RNA. Its product is annotated as pickpocket protein 19-like. Gene Ontology annotation, cellular component: membrane. The record is from RefSeq and is a predicted model, not a curated record. Gene Ontology annotation, molecular function: ligand-gated sodium channel activity. Gene Ontology annotation, biological process: sodium ion transmembrane transport. NCBI's taxonomy places the organism in Eukaryota, Metazoa, Arthropoda, Insecta, Hymenoptera, Formicidae.